Molecule: messenger RNA, 201 nt
Organism: Acaulospora morrowiae
Lineage: Eukaryota; Fungi; Glomeromycota; Glomeromycetes; Diversisporales; Acaulosporaceae
Source: the annotation of a GenBank genome assembly
AUGCUGCAAGUAAAUGGAGGGAAAGACAAAAUGCAAUUUAUCGUGUCUCCAAAGAAGGGCUACGAGGAGCCAGAAUAUACAGUAAAAUGGACGAUCGACCGAGGAUUGAAUGGAAAUGUCGAAAUUGAGCGACCAAAUGAUCUCUCAGAGUGGUUACCAUUCAAUGAAAGUCGAGAGUGGUGUAGAGUAGAUUUGAUUUGA